Theobroma umbraticum is the source of this 824-nucleotide messenger RNA. RefSeq names its product Nucleic acid-binding, OB-fold-like protein. Gene Ontology annotation, cellular component: mitochondrial nucleoid. Gene Ontology annotation, biological process: positive regulation of helicase activity; mitochondrial DNA replication. Lineage: Eukaryota; Viridiplantae; Streptophyta; Magnoliopsida; Malvales; Malvaceae. The record is from RefSeq and is a predicted model, not a curated record. Gene Ontology annotation, molecular function: single-stranded DNA binding.
AUGGCGAAAUCAAUGGCAGUUAUCAAGAAUUGCUUAUCGAUCUCUUCUCUGCAACCCAAAACCCCUCAACACUUUCAACUGCCUCUUCUUACACCCACACUCUCUUCCAUCUCACUCUCGCUCACGCUCCUUACGAGCUCCGACUCGGACAGUGACUCAGUUCCCUACUCAACUCCAUCUCAGCCCUCAACGCCGUCGGAAUCUUACAAGGACUCCAACUCCCACAGACGCUUAUACGAUGGCUCGCUUGAGAAUGGCCUCGAUGUGGGCGUUUAUAAGGCAAUAUUGGUCGGACAGGUAGGGCAGACCCCCGUGCAGAAGAAACUGAAGAAUGGAUUGGCGGUUACAAUGUUUUCAGUGGCGACAGGUGGGAUUCGCAACAACAGGAGGCCGUACGAGAAUGAGGAACCGCAGGAGUAUGCCAACCGCUGUGCUGUUCAGUGGCAUCGAAUUUGUGUUUACCAAGAGAAGUUGGGAGAGCUCCUCAUGAAACAUGUUGUGCCUGGUAUGACCUUAUAUUUGGAGGGAAAUCUGGAGACAAAAAUCUUCACUGACCCAAUCACUGGUCUGGUUCGUCGGAUUCGAGAGGUUUCCAUUCGUCGAAAUGGUCGGGUUUUAGUUUUGGGAAAAGGCGAUAAUACCCUGCAAGCAACUCCAGGAGAAGUGAAGGGUGUUGGCUUUUAGUAGAACCUAGCAAACUUUGGUUAUGGUUAAAGAACUAAAAAUUUCUUUUGCAUGGAACCAGUUUUCGCAUUUGUAAUCAUACUAUGUUUAAAGGUAAUUUAUGGAUGAAAAAGUUUGCGCCAAUUCGAAAGUUCUUGAAA